Drosophila takahashii is the source of this 1159-nucleotide messenger RNA. RefSeq names its product Gustatory receptor 47a (gene Gr47a). Gene Ontology annotation, biological process: sensory perception of taste. Lineage: Eukaryota; Metazoa; Arthropoda; Insecta; Diptera; Drosophilidae. The record is from RefSeq and is a predicted model, not a curated record. Gene Ontology annotation, cellular component: membrane.
AUGGGUCCAACGCACUUGUAUAGUUUGCUAACGAAAUUUACGGCUAUAAACGGACUAAAUACCUACUAUUUUAACACAAGGAAGAAUGGCUUUAAGGGCACCUGGGAGCUGAAGAUAUACUGCCUUGUCCACCACGCACUCUGUGUUUUGGCCCUGACGUGGAUGUUUUAUAACACCGCCGGUAAUAUGCGAUUAUGUGUGACUGUCCUUACGAUUGGUGGAACUGUGGCCUUCUCAAUGCAGUUCUGUUGGCAAAGAACUCAAGGCAUUCGGAAACUGGCCGAUGGUCUAGUCAAAAUGGAGCAGAAGUAUUUUUGUGGAAGGCCAAGCGGUUCACUUUUGAAGUACCGAUUUUGCAUGAAAAUAGUGUUUGUUUCGAUAACCCUACUGCGGAUUCACCUAUUUUACCCCAUUUAUCUGAAGAGACUGCUGCCCUCUCAGUUUUAUAUGAACCUGGGAUCUUAUUGGCUUGUCUACAACAUGCUUUUGGCAGCUGUACUUAUGCUCUACUGUUUUCUCUGGCAAAUUUGCCGAAUUCAAAAGCUGAUAAAUGACAAGAUGAUACUGAUCUUAACCAGAUCUUGACAGAGGAAUCGCUUGAAAAAAAUGCAGCACUGCUUCAGACUCUAUUCAAAGGUUCUGGUGCUGUGUGACCAAUUGAACCACGAAUUCGGAUACAUUUCCGUUUGCGUUCUGGCCUGCAAAAGCUGGUUCCAAAUAACCUACGGCUACGAGAUAUACCAGAUGGUGGCUGCCCCGAAGUCUAUCGACUUGAGCCUGGCGAUGAGAGUGUUUGUAUUUCUCAGUUACAUUUUGGACGCCAUUAAUCUUUUCGUUGGUACGGACAUUGCCGAAUUGUUUUACCGAUUUAGAGCUGACUCACGGCGUAUUUUACGCGAGACAAAUCGGAUGGAUCGAUUGCUCUCCAUGUUCACCUUGAAGCUGGCCCUGUAUCCCAAGCGGGUCGUCUUUCUCAACGUGUUUACUUUCGACCGAAAGCUGACUCUGGCGCUUAUUGCCAAGUCGACGCUGUACACAAUCUGCUGGCUGCAAGGCGACUACAACAAACUGAAGGUGUAGACCGUCGAAAGAACGUCUUUCAAAGCAAAUCCCCCUUUUCUGAGGGUUUAUUAGUCGAGGCACAAGAGUUUGUCUGGAC